Messenger RNA from Podarcis muralis (Common wall lizard), 6636 nucleotides. It is a transcript of the gene FILIP1, whose product is annotated as filamin A interacting protein 1. Gene Ontology annotation, cellular component: actin cytoskeleton. NCBI's taxonomy places the organism in Eukaryota, Metazoa, Chordata, Lepidosauria, Squamata, Lacertidae. The record is from RefSeq and is a predicted model, not a curated record.
AUAGCACAAACGAGCUCAGCUCAACAAAGUCAUUGCUCUCUGAACAGUGUGAGAGGAGACCAGGAGAGGGGAAAUGCAAUCUCAGAACUUGACUGCCAAAGCUUAGCACCACAGAGCAACAGUUGUGGGUGGGGGCAAAAAAACAGCAAAAGAGGCUUUCAGACAAAAGCCUGGGGGGAGAAACAUAACUGAGAGGCUGUACCUCCUGUUUCUUCUGCGUGGUAUUUCUCUUAACAGGAACUACGUUCCUCUUCUGCUCUCUUCCCUAUUUCCUGCAUUACUUCAGUCACUGAUAGAUCUAGAAAGAAAGCGAGGGGAAGCUUCUGUCUCUGUGUUCUUCUGGGCCUGAUUAAUACCUUCAGUCUUGGUCAUGCAAGCUAGAUUCCCGAAGCCUUCCAAGAGCACAGUGUCUUUGUAAAAGGAAGGCAACUUGGUCUUCUCUUCCACUUGGCAGAAACAAUGAGAGAGAGAGAGAGAGAGAGAGAGACUGAGAGAGACAUGGAGAAAGCGCACAGGCAGGUCAGGAUGAGAUCCCGAAAUCAAGGUGGAGAAAGCUCAUCUAAUGGGCAUUUCUCCAAGUCAAAGACCAUUAUAAGCAACACAGAAAACCAAAACCUUCCGGAAGAUGCAAAGAAAAAGAACAAAUCUAACCGGAAAGAAGAUGAAGGCUCAGGCUCAAGCAACGUCAAGCAACACAGCAGACUGCCAGGUCCUAGUGAGCGGAAAAGCAAGAAAUCAAUAGAUCUGUCUAAAGAGGACCUGAUUCGUCUCCUUAGUAUAAUGGAAGGAGAACUGCAGGCUCGAGAAGACGUGAUCCAUAUGCUGAAAACAGAGAAAAUAAAGCCUGAAAUUCUGGAGGCACACUAUGGCUCUUCAGCUCCAGAGAAUGUCCUCAGGAUAUUGCACAGGGAUGCUACCCUUGCCCAUGAGAAAUCAACAGGGGAAGAUGUAUAUGAGAAGCCAAUUUCAGAGCUGGACAGACUGGAAGAGAAGCAGAAGGACACAUACCGGCGCAUGCUCGAGCAGCUCCUCCUGGCAGAGAAAUGCCAUCGGCGCACAGUUUACGAGCUGGAAAAUGAGAAGCAUAAACAUACAGAUUACAUGAAUAAGAGCGAUGACUUUACCAAUCUCUUGGAGCAGGAGCGUGAAAGACUAAAGAAGCUUCUUGAACAGGAAAAGAUCUACCAAGCCCGAAAGGAAAAAGAGCAUGCAAAAAGGCUCAACAAGCUAAGAGAAGAAUUGGUCAAACUCAAGUCAUUUGCACUCAUGCUUGUGGAUGAAAGACAGAUGCACAUUGAACAACUGGAUCAGCAAACCCAGAAAAUACAAGAUCUAACUCAAAAACUAAGGGAAGAAGAAGAGAAACUUAAGAUUCUGGGUACCAAAGGAAAAGAGGAUGGGCAGAAGCUAAUGAAGCUAGAGGCAGAACUUGAACACAAGACAUCCUCCUUUUCCCAAGAGCAUGAGGAGAUGACUGCCAAACUGGCUAGCCAAGAGUCGCACAAUAAACAGCUCAGGCUGAAACUGGCUGGUUUAACCCGGAGAAUUGAGGAGCUGGAAGAAACCAACAAAAACCUUCAGAAGACUGAAGAAGAGCUUCGGGAACUGAGAGACAAAAUAGCCAAAGGGGAAUGCGGCAACUCCAGCUUGAUGGCUGAGGUGGAAAACCUCCGCAAGCGGGUGCUUGAGAUGGAAGGCAAAGACGAGGAGAUCACAAAGACUGAAUCUCAGUGUAAGGAGCUUAAAAAGAAACUACAAGAAGAGGAGCAUCACAGCAAAGAAUUGAGGCUUGAGGUGGAGAAACUGCAGAAGAGAAUGUCUGAACUGGAAAGGUUGGAGGAGGCUUUCAACAAAAGCAAAUCUGAAUGCACUCACCUGCGUUUGAACCUGGAGAAAGAAAAGAACUUAACCAAAGACUUGAUCAAUGAGUUGGAAGUGGUGAAGACGCGAGUGAAGGAUCUUGAGUCUUCAGAGAGUAAGUUGGAGAAAGCUGAAUUAAACUUGAAAGAUGACCUGACAAAGCUGAAGUCUUUUACUGUCAUGCUGGUUGAUGAGAGAAAGAACAUGGUGGAUAAGAUAAAGCAGGAAGAGAGAAAAGUUGAAAGCUUGAAUAAGAACUUCAAGGUGGAGCAAGGCAAAGUUAUGGAAGUGACUGAGAAACUAAUAGAUGAGAGCAAAAAACUGUUGAAGUUGAAAUCUGAAAUGGAGGAGAAAGUGUCCAGCUUGACAAAGGAAAGGGAUGAGUUAAUUGGCAAGCUGAAGAGCGAGGAAGAAAAGUCCGCUGAGCUGAACUGCAAAGUGGAUCUGCUGAAGAAAAGGGUUGAUGGCAUAGAGGAGGUAGAAAGGGAAAUAGCCAGAGGCCGUGUUAAAAAAGGGACUGGGCUUUCUGGACAAGAGGACAACAAAAUUAAAGAGCUAACAGGUGAAAUUGAAAGACUGAAGAAGCGUCUCAAGCAAUUGGAAGUUGUUGAAGGAGACUUGAUGAAGACGGAGGAUGAAUAUGAUCAGCUGGAGCAAAAAUUUAGGACUGAGCAGGAUAAAGCUAACUGUCUUUCUCAGCAGCUGGAAGAAAUGAAGCUCCAGAUUGCAAAAAACAAAGCAAUAGAGAAGGGAGAGGCAGUGACUCAGGAGGCAGAGCUGAGGCAAAGGUUUCGACUGGAAGAGGCGAAAAGCAGAGACUUAAAAGCAGAAGUGCAGGCUCUCAAAGAGAAAAUUCAUGAGCUGAUGAACAAAGAAGACCAGCUUUCUCAGCUCCAAGUGGAUUACUCAGUCCUUCAGCAAAGGUUUCUGGAAGAAGAAAAUAAGAACAAAGCCAUGGGCCAGGAGGUGCUGAAUCUGACGAAAGAGCUUGAGCUGUCUAAACGCUACAGCCGUGCCCUGAGACCCAGUAUGAAUGGGAGAAGGAUGGUAGAUGUGCCUGUUACAUCCACUGGAGUACAAACUGAUGCAGUAAACAGCGAGACAGCAGAAGAGGAGACACCCGCUGUGUUCAUAAGGAAAUCCUUCCAGGAGGAGAACCACAUUAUGAGCAAUCUUCGACAGGUUGGGCUCAAAAAGCCCAGCGAGAGGUCAUCUGUGCUUGACAGAUAUCCUCCUGCGGCAAAUGACCUUACCAUGAGAAAAUCCUGGAUCCCAUGGAUGAAAAAAAGAGAAAAUGGCUCUCAGGUGACUCCAGAAAAAGGAACCAGAAUACAAACCAGUCCAGAGCGUCCUGGGGAAGUUGUCCUUUCUCCAAAGCAAGGGCAGCCUCUCCACAUUCGGGUAACUCCAGAUCACGAGAACAGCACAGCUACUCUGGAGAUUACUAGUCCAACAGCUGAAGAUUUCUUCUCCAGCACCACCGUUAUCCCAACCUUGGGGAAUCAGAAACCACGGAUUACCAUCAUUCCCUCUCCUAACGUCAUGUCCCAAAAAGGAAAAGGGGGUGAGAGCCCAGCGGGCCCAGAGCGAGCCAUGUCUCCUGUAACUAUAACUACUUUCUCCAGAGAGAAAUCUUCCGAGAGCCCAAAGUCUCCAUUCAUGGAAAGACCUGUAUCACCAAUUCAGAUAAUGACAGUGUCUACCUCGGCAGCACCUGCAGACAUUACCAUGUCUCCAGAAUCGCAGGACAUGACCAUGGGGAGGGCUGUGUUUAGAGUGACGCCAGAAAAACAAACUGUCCCAACUCCCGUCCGAAAGUACAAUGCCAACACGAACAUUAUAACGACCGAGGACAACAAAAUUCACAUCCACUUAGGGUCUCAGUUUAAACGCUCACCUGGCACUUCUCAAGAAGGAGCAAGCCCUGUGAUAACGGUCAGGCCCAUGAAUGUAGCAGCAGAGAAGGAGGUGAUGACUGGGACUGUCCUCCGUUCCCCCAGGAAUAACAUAUCCUCAAGGCCUGGAGCAAGCAAAGUGACAAGUACCAUCACUAUAACUCCAGUUACUACGUCAUCCACACGAGGAACACAAUCCAUGACGGGACAGGAUGGGUUAUCCCAGAGACCUACACCCACCCGAAUCCCUGUAUCUAAAGGUAUGAAAGCCGGGAAGCCAGUAGUGACAGCCCCAGGAUCAGGAAAUCAGACCAAAUUCGAGCCUCGAGCCGAGACUCAGUCUAUGAAAAUAGAACUGAAGAAGUCUUCAGCCAGUAGCUCUGCCUCCCUUGGUGGGGGGAAGGGCUGAGGGCAGUGGCUAAGGGGAGAGCAUCAUCAUCCAUCAGUUACGCAUGAACUCAAGAUGAGAUGCCAUGCAAGCUCCAUCCUAUAUACUUGCACUUCUCCUCCACAUCACUUGGUUGGAUCACUGCUGAAGCGCCACCUCAUUCAAUCUUCCCUGCUACUGAUUGCUUGUGGAAGUACUUUAUUCCUUCCAUCAGAAUCUGGCUUUUUGUGUGUGCAGAUCCAUUAAAAAAUGUUUGACCUUUGGAAAUUAGGUGGAAAGAGAACGUCUUCUGUGCCAAUUUUACUCUUUAAUUUUGCAAAGCCUUUGAAUCAUGUGUGCUUUUUGUUUGGUGUUUCCUACGUAAUUUAUUUUUAUAAUACAAUUUGUAAUGAAAGACAUUUUGUGGUUGUUUUUUGUUUUUUUGCCAAAUCUGACUUUGGUGGUCUGCGGCACAUUUGGUAGUAGAAUACACUGUCAAAGAUUUCAGAGUGCCGGUUUGUAUAUUUUUUAUUGGAGUUUAUAAAGAUGUUGACUUGACCUCAAUAAUGGCACCUUUUAGAAAACUUUGCCACGUUUCCUAGCCAUAAUGUGACUGUGAGAUUAAUUGCCCUAAAGACUGCUCUGUGGGAUAGUAUUAUAGUAAUUUUUUGUUUUUGUUUUUGCACUGUGCUGUGGUUUUAAUACAAAACUGAACACCAACAAACCAAAGCCUUGAAACAGUAUUAGACUGAAGAAUUGUUUUAAAAUGUUGUACGCUGAUUUCUAUUAUGCCAUGCUCAUAUACUGUGUGUUUUUACAUAUGUCUGUACCAAAAAGGUUCGUUUUUAAUUACACUGUAACAAAUAAAUUUUCACAAGUGUGCAACAGUAAUAUGGUGUUCCAAUUCUAACCCUAGUGUUAGAAAAGGGUGCUAAUACUGAAACUUACUGAUCAUUCACAUUGGUUUUUAUGCUUGUUUCCUUGUGAACCAAACACUGAUCCGGUUAAUCCUGUGCACCCAAAGCCUUUUAAUUUCACUGCGCUCAAGCACACCUAACUCUGCAUUGUAUCAGGCUGCAGAUCAUUUACCAACUGCUUCACCAGUUGAAUCACAAGUUUGCAGCACACAAGUUGGGAGCAUAAAACCUAGCCUUGUUUGACUGUGCUCCUCUAUACCUCAAUACUAUAUUCUAGAUGGAACACAAAAUUAGUACAAUUUUUCUGAGUCAACAACACUGGUGAAACAUUGUGGGAAUUGCAUGGAGAUCCUGUGAUAUCUGCAUCAUUUUUUUUAAUGAUCCAUUUUUAAACAUGCCUUUCCACCGAGAUAUAAACCCUACAUUAUUAAACUACUUCUAAAAAUAGUUCUGGUUUCAAAUUGUUCCCAUAUUUGCAGACUUUCUAUGAUGCUGUAUAAUGAAUGUGAAAUUGUAUAUAGCUGCAAUAAGGAGUGUGUUGAUAGAAAGAAUAUUUGAACAGAUGGGUAUCAAUACUAAUUUGCAACUGUACUGUUCAGAACACCGAAGACAUGUGAUUUAGGGGCUUCUAGACAGAACAGCCUGGGUAGUGUAAGGCACAUUGAAUUGGUGCAUGUGGUACUCACAAACAACUGGGUAUUCCUCCAUUAUGUGCUAAUCAAUGCUACUCCAGAUGCACUAGCAAGGUGAGGGCAGUUGGUAUAAUUCAUAUUUAGCAACUAUCAACCCCUCUUAUGGUACCAGCCAGCAUGGAGAGCUAGACACACUGUUAUCAAGGGAGAGAGGGUGUAAGCAAAAGGGGAGGGAAAGAUUUUGAUAUAAGCAGUAGUGAAUGAGGGUAAAGAAAGGGUUACCUGUUGACAUCAAGAGAUAGAAGCUGUGACGACAUGAGGGGGAAAAGGAAGUAGGAGGAAGUUUGUGGCGAAGAAGGAUUUUUGUUCAUUUAUAAAAUGCAGGGAAAGGGAAAGGAGCUCACCACAAUGAACAAAAAGUUCCAGACAUGGAGAAAUGGUAUGAGGGCAGACACUGAGGUGUACUGUACGUUAGAUCAUACAAAGAGAUGGAAUUGAAUUGCGGUACAAGUACGUUGCCAGGAUAUUUCUGCAAAGUACCCAACAGGUAAUAUUUAAGCAGCAGGAAACCCAGGUUUGCCAGCAAGUGUACAUUUGAAAAGGAGCUGUGUGACAAUAUGAUUCACACUUCACAUUCUUAGGUGUACACCUAAAAAAUUUUUUAGAUAUAUAAUAUGUGAAGUCAGUGGCCCUGUAGUUAACGUCUGUGAAAGUAAACGCCAAUGAAACGAGGAAGACUUAGUUCCCCCUAACGAAAAAGGACAAGCCAGGAGGAGGACAACAGGCAAGUUUGUUGUAGAAUUCAACUUCCUAGUGAGAUAAAUAAUCCAACCUCCCUGCCUUGAAAUUCCUACUUCAGGUUCCAGGUAGACUUCAGAAGUGUUUGGAUUUGUACAUAACGAGUUGUUUGUAAUUUUCUGUUCCUUUGAAAAUCAUAAACAUUAAAAAAAAUCUCUUUGCGUGUA